Messenger RNA from Rhinolophus ferrumequinum (greater horseshoe bat), 10736 nucleotides. RefSeq names its product muskelin 1 (gene MKLN1). Gene Ontology annotation, cellular component: cytoplasm. The coding region runs from base 318 to 2435 and encodes 705 amino acids. Lineage: Eukaryota; Metazoa; Chordata; Mammalia; Chiroptera; Rhinolophidae. The record is from RefSeq and is a predicted model, not a curated record. Gene Ontology annotation, molecular function: protein binding. The transcript is spliced from 20 exons.
CAAUAUCAGAUUCUUCUGAGCCGUUGUUUUGGGGUCACCCAGCAUUCCAUCCUCCUGACUUUCCAUAAAUGAUUGGAUUCAUAACCCACGCCAUACCUGAGAACAUGGGGACUGGAAUAAGGUAUGUCCAAUGUGCCGAGGUUGCAGAGGUGAAUCAGAGGAUGCACUCUUAGCGGGGGAGGUGGACAGAUUAGGAAGGAGAGGACAGAAAGAUCGACAUCCCUCUCCUAGAUGAUUUGAUGUUGGAGGACGAUUCCUGACUGAGAUACAGAGAUGCCUGUAGCAGAGAAGACAGUGGCAAACCAAACCUGAGCAGAAUGUCUUGGAAUAUUUUAGUGGAUAAACCAAAUGACCAAUCUUCAAGGUGGUCUUCAGAGAGCAACUAUCCUCCCCAGUACUUGAUUCUGAAGCUUGAAAGGCCUGCCAUAGUCCAGAAUAUCACGUUUGGAAAAUAUGAGAAAACUCAUGUCUGCAAUUUGAAGAAAUUUAAAGUCUUUGGUGGAAUGAAUGAAGAAAAUAUGACAGAGUUAUUGUCCAGUGGCUUAAAGAAUGAUUACAACAAAGAAACAUUCACCUUAAAGCAUAAAAUUGAUGAACAGAUGUUUCCCUGUCGAUUCAUUAAAAUAGUUCCACUCUUAUCCUGGGGACCCAGCUUUAACUUUAGCAUCUGGUAUGUUGAACUUAGUGGCAUUGAUGAUCCCGAUGUAGUACAACCCUGUCUCAACUGGUAUAGCAAGUACCGUGAACAGGAAGCCAUUCGCCUUUGCCUAAAACACUUUAGACAGCACAACUAUACAGAAGCCUUCGAGUCCCUGCAAAAGAAAACCAAGAUUGCCCUGGAGCAUCCCAUGCUAACAGAUCUGCACGAUAAACUGGUGUUGAAGGGUGAUUUUGAUGCUUGUGAAGAGCUGAUUGAAAAAGCUGUCAAUGAUGGCUUAUUCAAUCAGUAUAUCAGUCAACAGGAAUAUAAGCCACGGUGGAGUCAGAUCAUUCCCAAAAGCACCAAAGGUGAUGGAGAAGAUAACCGACCAGGAAUGAGAGGGGGCCAUCAGAUGGUUAUUGAUGUUCAAACAGAGACCGUUUAUUUGUUUGGUGGCUGGGAUGGAACACAAGAUCUUGCUGACUUCUGGGCGUACAGUGUGAAAGAGAACCAGUGGACAUGUAUCUCUAGAGACACUGAGAAAGAGAAUGGUCCUAGUGCCAGAUCAUGUCAUAAAAUGUGCAUUGACAUUCAACGAAGGCAAAUCUACACAUUGGGGCGUUACUUGGAUUCCUCUGUGAGGAACAGCAAAUCUCUGAAAAGUGACUUCUAUCGUUACGACAUUGACACAAAUACAUGGAUGCUACUCAGUGAGGAUACUGCUGCUGAUGGAGGGCCGAAAUUGGUGUUCGAUCAUCAGAUGUGUAUGGACUCAGAAAAACAUAUGAUCUACACCUUUGGUGGUAGAAUUUUGACGUGUAAUGGCAGCGUAGACGACAGCAGAGCCAGUGAACCACAAUUCAGUGGGUUGUUUGCUUUCAACUGUCAAUGUCAAACCUGGAAACUUCUUCGAGAGGACUCCUGUAAUGCUGGGCCUGAGGACAUCCAGUCUCGGAUAGGACACUGCAUGCUAUUUCACUCAAAAAAUCGUUGCUUGUAUGUAUUUGGUGGCCAGCGAUCGAAGACCUAUUUGAAUGAUUUCUUUAGUUAUGAUGUGGACUCUGAUCAUGUGGACAUCAUAUCAGAUGGCACCAAGAAAGACUCUGGAAUGGUUCCAAUGACAGGAUUCACACAGAGAGCAACCAUUGAUCCAGAACUGAAUGAAAUCCAUGUCUUAUCUGGACUCAGCAAAGACAAGGAAAAGAGGGAAGAGAACGUCAGAAAUUCAUUCUGGAUUUACGACAUAGUGAGGAAUAGUUGGUCUUGCGUCUACAAAAACGAUCAAGCUGCAAAGGAUAAUCCAAGUAAAACUCUUCAGGAGGAAGAACCAUGUCCAAGAUUUGCCCACCAGCUUGUAUAUGAUGAGUUACACAAGGUGCAUUAUUUAUUUGGUGGGAAUCCAGGAAAAUCUUGCUCCCCAAAGAUGAGAUUAGAUGACUUCUGGUCACUGAAGUUGUGUAGGCCUUCAAAAGAUUACUUACUGAGGCAUUGCAAGUACCUCAUAAGAAAACACAGGUUUGAAGAAAAGGCCCAAAUGGAUCCCCUUAGUGCUCUGAAAUAUUUGCAAAACGAUCUUUAUAUAACUGUGGAUCAUUCAGACCCAGAAGAGACAAAAGAGUUUCAGCUGCUCGCUUCAGCUCUGUUCAAAUCUGGUUCAGAUUUUACAGCUCUAGGCUUUUCGGAUGUGGAUCACACCUAUGCUCAAAGAACUCAGCUCUUUGACACCUUAGUAAAUUUCUUUCCUGACAGCAUGACUCCUCCGAAAGGUAACCUGGUAGACCUCAUCACACUGUAACUGAGGAGUCACUGGACAGAAACGGAGGACGGAGUCCGCUGUCAGUGUUCUGGACGUCAGCGCCGGUGAGCGCCGGUUAGGCUGCAGCGACUGAAGAGGACUGCACCAGAAUUGGGGAGGGAUCUUGACUGUCGCGCGUUCUAACCCUCGCCCUUCAUACCUGACCUCAGCCCCGUGCUCCUCAUCCCAUUCCUCAAUUAGGCUAAUAAUAAAGUGAAACUGGUAUACUUUCCAUUUAAAUAUAUAUAUAUAUUUUUUCUUACUUUGAAGAAUUAAUGAGUAUAAAAAAUAAUCAGGUAGUUUACCAUUUUCUGAUUUUUAUUUCAUUUUUAUAAAAUUAGGGCAAGUGAGCACUAUUAACAGACUCAGUGCUACCGGAAUUGGGAUUUUGUUGUUGGGUUGUUUGGCCUUUCUUCUUUCUCCUCCCUGUUUCACUUUACCGCGCAUCACGCAACUGCUUGUAAGUGGUGUCAUGUGUUUACCUCUUUACUCCAUUCUUAACAGCAUGUAGUUCUGUAGGGCAACUGAUGUACGUUACAGUGAUAGAUGUGUCUAUGUUGAUUGGAGUCUUUUAUUACAUAAAGCAAUAGGAGGAACAGAGGGCUCAAAUUUGUGCUUCUUGUCAUAAAAAUGAAACCGAGAUCGGUCCAGGCACUUAUCUGAGAUUGGUAUAUAGUAUUUAUAUAAUGAGAUGUUUUAUAGUGGAGAUAAUAAUAGCUUUGAGUCACAGAAACCUUAAACUGAGGAGAGUAUAGUUCAGAACCUUUAAGAGCUGUUAUAAAAAAAAUGACCAGUGCUCGCUUCGGUGGCACAUAUACUAAAAAAUGACCAGUAUGAGGAUUCUAAUAGUGAUUAAUCUGUUCAUUGGUAUUUUUGUAGCGAUUUGGGGAGAAAAUGACUUCUUCCUCUGGUAGAGCUGUGCAGAAGCAGGGCCCCUUGUGCUGUCCAUUUGUGGCAUUCUCAUCUGGGGGGUGGAUUUCCAGAGUUAUGCUUUUGUUUAUUUCCGUACACGUUGGCUCUCUGCAGCCUGAUAUUUUAAAGAAUAAUGGUGUAUAGUUGUCCAAUGGAAUACAACUGACAGGCAUUUCAUUAGCACACAAGACCAAGUUUUUUUAAAUGGAGGGAAAAAAUGACGGUGCAAAUAUUUCUUUCAUUAAACUGAAAAAGAGGCAGGUGGGCUUUUCCACUUUGUUGUGGGGAGUGGAGAUACAGAUCAUUCCAUGAGGUGCUGAGGAAUGCAGUGUAGGAAACGACACCUGACCAGAGCUUACUUUUGUUCAGAAAGUGUGCUGUGUGCCGCUGAUCCCCACCAGGUCUAAAGCAGAUGGAGUACAAUGAGUGGCCAUCCGCCCAGUGGCUCUUCAAAGUGAAUGACUGUGUGGAAUUGAAUAGCACGUUAGGUCUCACCAAAGAAAGGAGGAAGCAACUUGCACUUUCAAAAGGUCUCACGUGUAGGCGUGACGCCGAGGUCCCUCUGUACUCUGUACUGCCUGGUUUCACUUCUUUAGGGGAAGGACAGAAAUAUAUUUUUCCUAGUUCUAGGCUUGAAUCUUGGGCUCCUUAGCUUUCCAAGCAUCCCAAAGCAAUCAGUACUGAUUUAUUAAACAAUUAUAUCUGUAUCUUACCUUAUGAAAGAUAUAGUAUAUAAUUUAGUAAGUACCAAAUUGUGUGGCUACAGAAUUAACCAAUUGAUUUUAUAGGUGAGCAAAUAGAAUGUACUUACAUACUUGUUCAGUUUCAUAAAAUGAUUCCCCUGAGAAAUAAUCAAGAACAUAAAAUAUUAAUAUCAUUAAUAUGGUAGACUAUUGGUCUCGUUUUGUGAGAAUAGGUACAAAUCAGAGUUGGUAUAGGGAAGAACUUGAACUUGAUAAGAGUUUCUAAAUUUAAAACCUCUAAUUUUGCUUACUGUGAAUUCUGGCACUUUAAACACAUUAACCAAAUGAAAUUCUGCUGCCCUCCACCAUUUAUUUUUAUAGUGUUUUGUCAUUUUUUUUACUUCACUUAGACUCCAUAUUUGGAAGAAGCUGAGUUCCUGACCUCAGUGAUUUUUCAGUUCUUGUUUUUCCCUGAUUCUGUACUAGUUGGGUUUUUGUUGUUGUUGUUUUUUAACAUACGCUUGUUUUAAUUUUAUCUUUCCUUGCUUUAUUUACGUGGAACUUUUCCCCUUUUCUGAAAUUUUUUUUCACUAACAUGUUUAAAUGAGGUUGAAUCAUAGCUAACCAUUUGGUGUUGCUUAAGUGGAAUAGACUGUAUUGAGGAGAUUGUUGACGAGGUAAAUCAGAAUUUGUACCGCGGGGCUUGGAAUGGGGAGGGGUGGCACGGCUGGUAAUGAUUGUAGGAGAACGUAGGGCUUCAUUACGUCCAUGCCCAAGAUUGACACAUCGCUCAUAUUUCACAUCCCUGAUUUGAAACUUGUUUAUAUUUAAUGAGGAGCUACAUGUAUAUUCAAGAAUUCCAGCAGUGUAUUAUAAUUUAAAUAGUCUAAUAAGGUAUUUAGACUCAUUGUUUAGAUAGCCAAGUAGCUAUGUUUUACUACAUAAAAAAUCUUUCAUUCUUGUUUAGUGAGUCUCAGAUUGAAACACCUGGCCGAUGAGUUAGGGGGUGCAUUGUGCUCAGUUUCAUUACUCCUAGCUUCAGCUUCAUCCUCAUUUCUCUUUUUUCCCCGUGGAAUAUAUUAUUCCAGAAUAAUAAACUUGAAGUCGUUUAUUUAAACAAGAAGAAAACUGUAUCUCUAACAUUAUUUUCAGUGCUUCGAUUUCAUGAGAAAUGACCUGAUUUGCAAGACACUUCUAAAGUACAUUUAAAUUUUGUGGAUUGCAGAGACCUCAUGUGGCCAACUUCAUUAAUUCAAAUACAUCACUCUCUCACUCAAGCAAAGGCAUUCAGAUGUGGGCGCCCAACUCUGUGCUAAAAGCUGACAGUAUUAAGUUUUAGCAGGAUCAUCCUUUUAAAUAUGGUUUUCAUUUAUACUAAAGUUGACCUAUCCAUGUCUAAUAAGUAAAAACUGAUAGAGAACGUUAGAAACUUAAUUCAUGGGUUUAUCGUGUAAAGGCCUGUUGGGUUUAGAGCUCAGUGAUUUAAGGUUGUAAUAACUGCAUUCUUGGGUGAAAUGAGCAUAUUGAAUAUAAAUAGUUGCCAGCGUAUCCUUCCAGUGGAUCUCUUAACAGCUGCCUUGAAAAUGCUAUUUAGAGAUACAUUAACAGUUUCAUGACAUAAAACGGAGUUUUAAAAUCUAACCUACAAACAAAAACUAGUUUGAGGCGCUUAAUCGUUUAGUAAGAGAUUGAGAAUGAUGCCUAAUGGAUGCAGAAACACUUGAAAAGGAGUAUGUUCCUGAUUUUAUUCCCUGAAUUACGUUGUUUUGUGGUAAUUACAUGAAGAAAUUACCCUGCAAUUAUUCUAACAUCAUGUGAAAUUCAUGGGGUAAAUUGUGGGUCAUUUGAUUCUUUACUGCGUGAAUGUUGUGUUAACUCUUUAGCUGAUUGAAUGUUGCAAAGCAGUUAAGAAUUACGGUUGGAAGUGAUCUGGGGUGUGCGGGGGGCGCAGAGGGAGCAUUACCAUGUGUACUGUAAAACACACUCUUCUGGCUGUACGAAAACGUAUGCCCUUCUGAACCCUUCUUUUCUUAAAAAUCCGUGUUCAUCUGCAGUGUCUUCCUUUGGCAGAAAUAGUGGCCUGAAUUUUCACUCAGAUUUAAAUUCUUAAAAUAGUCCUUGACCUGGGAUGUACAGGCCUCGUCAGAAAAGGUUUAUAGUUCUGGAGGAAUAUCAUGGAAGGGCUGCAUAUGACAGUACUUGCAGAUUGGAUCUUUGGGCCCUUCCACUCAAAGAUGUUCGUGUUCCUUAUUAGUCAAGUUACAUUAUUCUUUUGUGAUUUUUUUAACUGUGGCCUGUAUCUCCCUGUGAUUUGUAUGAAUGCUGAAAUGUCUUGUGCUACCUAAAACUUACAGCCUAGAGGUGUGUUAGUUAAAGGUGGAAGUUUCCAAGUUGGUUGCAAUAAUUAAGGAGCCAACUAGACCAGCCGAAUGAGGUUGCCAUUGUUUUGGUGGGGCGGACUCCUUAUUGCGGUUUAUGGAUUUCUUCACCAAAUGCUCUUUUUAUUUUUCUCAAAAAAUACCUUCGUAAGAGAUUUUAUUUAUACAUAAUUUUUUAACCUGGAUUUCCUCCUACCCACCAAACACCGUGAAUUGUGUUUUCAUUAUUUUUCUUAGCUAAUCUAACUUUGUUCUUGGCUGUUUAGGCUCUAGAUGUCUAGGUUUUCUGUGGCAUUGCUUACAAGUGUUGUACUGCUUGAGAAAAGAGGCCAAAAUCAUGCUGAGACACCAUACUCCUUUAUCCUUGUUUAUGACAAAAUAGCGAAAUUAAAAAUUGUACGUGAUUAAAGAAUUGAUAACGUCCAGAUAUUGCUAUAAAAUUACUUGCCGUUUUCAUUUUGGGAAUAGUAAUAUGACUGGCAGCUUUACUGGAGGAGCCAGUGUUGGCUUCUUUUCUUGGCACUGGGAAGCAAAGUCAUAAAAAUUACUGAUAAGGUACAAGUUUCAUAGCAGAGCUCAUGGAAUUCAGCACAUGACAAGAAUUUCCAUUUGCCUGUUGUCUUUGUGUGUGUGUGUGUGUGUGUGUGUAUCUUUUAGCCUUUUUCCUCUCUACUCCCACUUCCUCUGAGUAGCACUGAUUUUCUGCUGAAGUUGGAAUUUGUGUUAAGAAUUGACUUUUAAUUUCUGAUAUAAUUGAAUAUUACGAAGAGCUUUGAUUGCUAUAGAUUGAUUGGUAUUCAUUUUUUCUCAAAUAAAAAUAAUGCAGCCUUAUAAAUGUCUCUUUCCCUCAAGAAUGUGAAUUAACUCAAAUUCCAAAUGUCUAAACCUUACUCCCAGUCAUAGCCAGUGAUAAAAUCCUCUGACAGUGGAUUCUGUAGCCCUUAACCUAAGGAGUUAUUAGAGGUUAUAGUAAAUCACAUUGUUCCAAUGGUGCAGAGAGGUGCACUGGUGGGAAACCAUAUCACUGUGUGUCUUUUUCUGUUAGGUAGAACUCUAAAGUUAUAGAUAUUGAACUUGAGGGAUCCCAAUUUAAAACUUGAAAACACCAGAAUUAGAGGGUAAUUCUAGUCUAUCUUCCACAUCACAGUCAUUAUUUGGAAAUAAGGUUUGCAAAGAUAUCAUCAUGUUCUCAAACACUUGCUGGCUUGAUUGAAAACAGAAUGUUACGCGGAUGUCAUCUGAGAGCGAUAGGGUCAACAACAAAAAUAGGGGGAAAUGUUUAGUAGGGAAGUAGACCAGUUGUAAGAUAUCACUUAUAAUUGUGAAAUAAUUUCUCUUUCUUUUUAUCUGUUGUUCACACAGUCUCAGUAAGCUAUUAAACGUUUGUGUGCAGUGUCCUUUUUUGCCUGUCUGUGGCAUUUUCACUUGGAGAUAACUGAGCCUCAGGAACAGAGCCAGAGAGAAUGGGGGUAUGUUAGCGAAAGAAAAGGGAGCUUUUUGCUCAUGGCUCAGAAGGUCCACAAAUCUAAAUGAAAAAGAAAGCUCUUCAUUUCCAACCCUAAAUUAACGUUAUUAAUGCCGUGCUGGGAGAAGACCAUCAGAAGGGGUCAAAGCCCAGUUACUCUGAAAGGUCUUUGGGAAGCAGAUUUCUUGGUUAGUUGUUUUUCUCAUCUUCUCCCAAAUAGCUGUUACAGAUCUUGAAACAGAAAACCUAGUGUAACGGGCUUCAGAUUUUAAACGUGGUGAGAGCAGUUUCUUACAUACAGCUAGUUCUUUGAUAAGGAUCCAGAAGGAAAACCAGCAAUAAAACAUUUUAACAUGCAGUUUUGGGGCUCCCGUGGGAUUUGCUUUUCACCAAGUUGAAGCUCUUGCUACAACACAGCUCUGUACCAUCUGGGAUGCUAGCAGUCAGUUUGGAGAUCUGAACCGUCUGCCAUGCAAAUCCCAGCCUGAGCCGAUCAUCAUUCUUCAGUUUCAUUCAGUGCUUAAUGAAUGCCAAAUUAAUUGGCAGGAAGGAAAAACACUGUGUUGAUACACUAAACAGGCUUGUGUGCUUAACUAAAGAGUUGUUCAAGUAGCCAGUGUUGAGCUUUAUUUCUCUCCUUUGUUAACAAAUCUCAAGAAAGCCUUUGUUACAGUUUAGUUAAUGUCAUUUGGUUGGUGUCUAUUUUCUAGCCCUUGAAAAUAGGGGGGGAAAAUUGUCAUUUCAUGCUUAACGUAUAACCCAUGCAGAAUUAAACUGACAUCAGUUUAGUUUCCACGUUUUAAAAUAAAUGAAUUAUGCAUAAUCCCAAGGGUCUCUGUUCAUCCUUUUCACUUUUUAGCCAAGAAAUACAUGAGUUCUGGGCUUGGCAUUAGAAGUAGUUAAUAAUUUUGGUUUCUUCUUCAGAUUGCCUCCAUGUCUGUAAAGUGAUUAAUUAAAUUAGAGAAGAUACCUAGAAUAAGUCCCAAUUCCAUUGCGGUUGACAGAGCCUUAUAAAUUCAUUUUGCACCAAAGGAGCUAUGCUAUCCGAUGUUUGCAAAUGUAGUUGCUGUAUUUACCUUCUUAAGAUUAAAGGGGAACCUAAGGAUAGAGAUGCAUAGCUUUACAUUUUUUUAAUUGCCCACUUUAGAAGUCCUAGGGUACUUCCAUCUUUGUAAAGGCUUAGCUUAAUGUUACAUAUACACACUAGCUAUACUUGUAAAAACACUGAAUACAAAGUUCUAAGACAUACUAAAGUAAUUGUCCCCUCGACCCCAAAUUUGAUAGUAGGAUAUCAAAGUCCAAAAGUUUAAAUAUGAGUAGUCUUCUGUGGGGAACUUACAUGUUUUAAAAAGUCAUGUACUUGGUCGCCUUUUUGAGAUUUUUUUUUUUUCUCCUUUCCCAGAAAAAUUAUUUUGGUGACUGACUAGUUGUAAACUAUGUUCUCCCUCAAUUGUGAAACACCCAUUUAGAGAAAUAAAAGUGGACUUUCUUUCUUAAACAUCCCAUUUAGCCUGGCCAAGAGAUGCUGUGAUUGUGUUAUUCUGUAAGCCAGCUUGCUUUUUUUUGACUUGUGUGAAAUGUCUUUUGAAAUGAAUAAAUUAGUAUAGUAUUAAUUUUUCUUUAUUAUAGUCUUUAGCUCAAUUUAGAAAUUGCAAAAUAAUGUGAUGUUUUUCUAUAAGCAGAUUCCUUUUACAUAUACAUACGGAUAUAUGUAUGUGGGUAUAUAUACAUACACACACACACACACACACGGUUGACCCUUGAACAACACAGGUUUAAACUGCACAGGUCCACUUAUACGUGGAUUUUUUUCAAUAAAUACUAUAAAUGUAUUUUCUCCAGCAUCCUUUAUUAUAAGAAGACAGUAUAAUACAUUAUAACAUACAAAAUAUGUGUUAAUCAACUUACGGUAAGGCUUCCAGUCAACAGUAGGCUAUUUGUAGUUAUAUUUUUGGGGAGUCAGAAGUUACAUUCAGAUUUUCGACUGCACAGGAAGUCUGGAUCCCUGAACCCCCCAUGUUGUUCAGGGUCAGCUGUAUAUCUUUUUGUUCCCUGUCACCACUUCAGAAUCUAGGUACAGUUGAGUCUGCUUUCUCAGAAGAAGAGUACAGGAAAGCUAAGAUGAGGACCUCGUUUUCUUGUCUUGGUCUUGGUAGCAGACAUUAUUCCGUCUUUCACAAUGGCAUAUGUAUAUAUACGCAGCUUGGGAAAGAUGUUAGAAUGUUUUUUAAAGUCAACUCUUUUACUUCUUGUAUAAAUUAGAAGUACUCAAUGGCCAGAACUUGAGAUCCCUUCAGGUAGAGAUAGAGUCUCAAAACCAAAGUUGGACUGGAAAUUAGAUUGAGAAGGAAGUUACAGCUCCUCGCCUAGGCAAUAGAUUGUCCUUCCUGGGCUGCUUACUAACGCUGUGCAUAGCUCCUUCUCUUUGUUAUAGCAUCCCCUGGACUGGAAACAUGGCGUUACAGCAGCCAGCUCAUCUGAAAGUCGGAGAGUGUUAAAUAUCUUUUAUGCGACUAUUAAAUAAUAAUAUUUAUUGAUUUGUGUGGUUAUAAAAAUGUUUAUUGUAGGAAUUUAGGAAAUAACUAAUAGUAAAGAAGGAAAACCACUAGUAAUUAACUGAAGAGAACUUACUCAUUUUUCCUGACUUCUGUUACCCAACAUGGUAAAGGCCAGAAAAAACAAAAACAAAAAAACCAUUCUCAUUGUCUUUUGCCACGUGUGUGGAGGACGGGGUGUAAGCAUUGUCCCUACCCUUACUUACAUUCCUUUAAGCAUUGCCCUUUUCUAGAUAGGCAGUCUGGAAAUAAUCCUGUUGAUGUGUGUCUUUUAAGCCUGAAUUAUGAGUGUAAGAUAUUACCCAGAA